CAGUGCUUACAGCUACAGAGAUACCUUCCCUCAAAAUGUGGCUUUCUCAUGUUAGGAUUUCUUCGCUUCCUUCACAGCACAAAACACCUUCAAAUGCUGAAUGAAUAACAAGAGCCUUCAACAUCAAUGCUCCAAUAACAGCUUUGGAGCUUUGUCUCUUUUUGUUUUAGAUCUGAUCCUUUACUCUUUAUCAAAUGAAUGUGUUGUUGUAGUGUACUAUACAAGUGAUUGAUGAAGUAAGUUAUUGCUUUGUGCAUAUAAGGUGUUUGUGUUUUGGUCUGUUUGAGAGCUAAAGUGCUUUUAUAGUUAUGGCUCCAAGAUUGGAUUUUCCCAAUUGGUGGAGUAAGGACACACAUGAUAAAGGAACAACAACAACACCAGUGGUGGUGAAAAUUGAGAAUCCCACUUUCUCUGUUGUGGAGAUUAAUGGUGCAGAUGCUGCAUUCCGGCCGGUGGAGAAGAGCCGCGGCAAGAAUGCGAAACAAGUCACAUGGGUUCUGCUUCUCAAGGCUCACCGUGCCGUCGGCUGCAUUGCUUGGCUUGCCAGUGUAAUGUGGACAUUGCUUGGAGCCAUCAAGAAAAGGAUAGUUCAUGGACAGGGUGUUGCUAUGGAGGGCGAGAGUGACAAGUUGGAGAGAGGGAAGUUGUUGUUUAGAGUCAUUAGAGUGUUCUUGGUGGUUUCAUUGGCUGUUCUUGCAUUUGAAAUUGUUGCUUACCUUCAAGGAUGGCAAUUCAGGAACCCAAAUUUGCAUAUUCUUCCGAAUGCCUUGGAUUUUGAGGGGUUACUCCACAUGGCGUAUGUUGGUUGGCUGAGGUUUCGUGUUGAAUACAUCGCGCCGCCUGUACAAGUACUCUCGAAGUUCUGUGUUGUUUUGUUUCUUAUCCAAUCCCUGGAUCGUAUGGUUCUUUGCAUGGGAUGCUUUUGGAUUAGAUACAAGAAUGUUAAGCCAAGGUUUGCUGGGGAUCCCUUCAAGGUUGAUGAUGUUGAAGGAUCUGCAAGCCAUUACCCCAUGGUUCUGAUUCAGAUUCCAAUGUGUAAUGAGAGAGAGGUGUAUGAGCAGUCUAUUUCAGCGGUCUGCCAAAUUGAUUGGCCUAGGGAUUGUUUACUGAUUCAAGUACUCGAUGAUUCUGAUGAUGAGAGCAUACAGUGCUUAAUUAAGACCGAGGUCUCCAAAUGGAGUCGAAAGGGAGUCAACAUAAUCUAUAGGCAUCGGUUAAACAGGACUGGAUAUAAAGCUGGGAAUCUCAAAUCUGCAAUGAGCUGCGACUAUGUGAAGGGCUACGAGUUUGUUGCAAUUUUCGAUGCAGACUUUCAACCAAAUCCUGAUUUUCUUAAACAAACUGUGCCACAUUUCAAGGACAAUCCUGAACUAGGUUUGGUCCAAGCUAGAUGGUCUUUUGUGAACAAGGAUGAGAACUUGUUGACUCGUCUCCAAAACAUUAACUUAUGCUUCCACUUCGAGGUAGAACAACAGGUCAAUGGACUAUUUCUCAAUUUUUUUGGUUUUAAUGGAACUGCUGGUGUUUGGAGGAUCAAAGCCCUUGAAGAAUCUGGAGGCUGGCUUGAGAGGACAACGGUAGAAGAUAUGGACAUUGCAGUCCGAGCUCAUCUCAAUGGAUGGAAGUUUAUCUUCCUAAAUGAUGUUAAGGUGCUUUGUGAAGUUCCUGAGUCAUAUGAAGCUUAUAGGAAGCAGCAACACCGUUGGCAUUCAGGUCCUAUGCAACUUUUUAGAUUGUGCCUCCCUGCAAUUGUUAGAUCUAAGGUGUCAACAUGGAAGAAAGCAAACUUAAUACUCCUCUUUUUUCUUUUAAGGAAACUAAUUCUUCCCCUUUAUUCCUUCACCCUGUUCUGUAUAAUUCUUCCUUUAACCAUGUUCGUGCCUGAGGCUGAGCUUCCGUUGUGGGUGAUUUGCUAUGUGCCGGUUUUCAUGUCAUUCCUUAACAUCCUCCCUGCCCCAAAAUCUUUUCCUUUUAUUGUUCCUUACCUUCUUUUUGAAAACACCAUGUCCGUCACCAAAUUCAAUGCAAUGGUAUCUGGACUCUUCCAAUUAGAGAGCUCUUAUGAAUGGAUUGUGACAAAGAAGGCCGGAAGGUCAUCUGAUUCUGAUUUGUUGGAAGCCGAACAAAGGGAAGCCAAGUCGAUAGAGCAUCAAAAGAUCCAUAAAGGAGCUUCUGAGAGCGAACUUGUUGAGUUACACCACUUUAAGGAACAAAAAGAAUCUGCUCCAACACCUAUCAAGAAAGCUAAUAAGAUUUACAAGAAAGAGUUGACUUUGGCAUUCCUCCUCCUCACUGCUUCUGUCCGGAGUCUAUUAUCAGCACAAGGAGUUCACUUCUACUUUCUGCUUUUCCAAGGGGUGACCUUCCUCCUAGUCGGUCUCGACUUGAUUGGAGAGCAAAUGAGCUAGUUUUCAUUUUCAAUGCAGCUGAGAAGAGAGUGUGAAAACACCGUUCCGGAUUUAUUGAUCAAGUUGCUAUCAAGCAGCAAAAUGAGCAAUGCAGUAAGGGAAAGUACAAUCUUUGUUUUUUUUUUUUUUUACCAAAGGAUUUCUUUGUUGUUCAACUAUAUCCAUUUUCUUUUUCACACUGAUUGAUUCCAAGUAUUCAAUGUAAAAUCUUCAGUUAUUUUCAUUGUGUUCUUGAGUUGUAUUUGGGAUUGGGAGUUAUGAUUUGAGUUUUCUUGUUUUACCACUCCACAUGUCUUAGUGGAGUGCAUCUUCAUUGAUAGUUGAUUCAUAGAUUCAUAGGUGCCUUCUUGGUAAAAGGGGUAUGCAAAGCAACAAAUCUUUCUGUAAAUUCAUUGUUAUCUAAUGUAAUCAAUAAUUUUUAUUC
Molecule: messenger RNA, 2832 nt
Organism: Arachis stenosperma
Lineage: Eukaryota; Viridiplantae; Streptophyta; Magnoliopsida; Fabales; Fabaceae
Product: probable xyloglucan glycosyltransferase 5
Exons: 5
Coding region: 309-2408 (699 amino acids)
Cellular component (GO): Golgi apparatus
Molecular function (GO): glycosyltransferase activity
Source: RefSeq, a predicted model, not a curated record